Messenger RNA from Pyricularia grisea, 555 nucleotides. RefSeq lists its product as uncharacterized. The record is from RefSeq and is a predicted model, not a curated record. NCBI's taxonomy places the organism in Eukaryota, Fungi, Ascomycota, Sordariomycetes, Magnaporthales, Pyriculariaceae. The transcript has 5 exons. The coding region runs from base 1 to 555 and encodes 184 amino acids.
AUGGACCGGCAGACGACAGUCGAGCCUACGAUUGACGAGGAAGACCUCAGCGUAACGUGUUGCGCACCCGCUCGCGCUGCCUUUGACGACUUGACGCGCCCUAUAGUGGUUGGAGAGUCCUUUGCGAGAGCCAACAAACGCGGCGAUGGCGUCUUUUUCGCGUGGCCAUUUCUCGGCCCCUUGCUAUUUGAGAACGAGGCGAGCGACUGCCGCGACCAUUGCGCCAAUGAACGAACCUUUCUUUCCUAUCUCCGCCUAGCAAUGUUCAUGGCCCUCGUCUCGGCCGCCAUCAUCUUGUCGUUCCACCUCAAGCUCGAGCCCACCGAGAUGGAGCUUCGCAUGGCCAAGCCCUUGGGGUUGAUCUUUUGGGCCCUGUCGACCGCAUGCUUGGGGCUAGGACUGACAAACUACAUCAAAACCAUUGACAAGUAUGGCAGGCGUGCGGCUCUCGUCCAGUCUGGAUGGAAGACUCAGAGUAUUCUGACCCUCAUCGUGGUGACGAUUGUUGGAACAUGCGUGACACUACUAGUCAUCAAUAAGCUGGUCCAGAAUUAG